AUGUUCAAAUACGCUGUUGUCAUCUUUGCUGUCAUCGUCUGCGCUGCCGCCAAACCUCACAUCUUGGCCGCUGCUCCGUUGGCUGUGGCCGCUCCGGCACCGAUCAUCACCGCUACCAGCAGUCAAGUUGUCGCACGCAACCACAAUGGCAUCGCCUUCGCUCCGGUAGUGGCCUCAGCACCCAUUGCACCCAUCGCUCCAGUCGCUAAGGUUGUCGCCCCAGUAGCCGCUGCUCCAUUGGCCGCACCAAUUGCCCCUCUUGCCGCUCCAGCACCUUUGAUCGCACGCUAUGCUGCCGCUCCCGCACCACUCUUGGCCCGCUACGCUGCCGCUCCCUUCGCUUACCCCGCCCAUUUGGCUUCCUACGCUGCCCCUGCUGCCUUCUCCUACGCCCCCGCGUACGCACCAACUCUGCGUUAUGCCGCUGCCGCCCCUGCUCCAGUUGUGUGGUAA
Messenger RNA from Bactrocera tryoni, 453 nucleotides. Its product is annotated as translation initiation factor IF-2-like. The transcript has 2 exons. The record is from RefSeq and is a predicted model, not a curated record. Bases 1 to 453 code for a protein of 150 amino acids. NCBI's taxonomy places the organism in Eukaryota, Metazoa, Arthropoda, Insecta, Diptera, Tephritidae.